GGUGCAUUCACUUUUGCGCUGUCACAGAGCAGUAAAGAGCGAUCAGCUGUUGUGCUGUUGAUGCAACUUUGGGACAUACAUGCUUUGGACUGACCGCAGGCAUGGCAACAGCUCAGUCAGUGUUAACAGUGGCUGUGUGCAUUCUGCUCAUCACAGAGCUGAUUGUGGCUGAGAAAGAUUACUAUGAGAUCCUGGGCAUCCCCAAAGAUGCAUCUGAUCGGCAGAUCAAAAAAGCCUUCCACAAAUUAGCCAUGAGGUAUCACCCCGAUAAAAACAAAAGCCCUGAAGCAGAAGCAAAGUUCAGAGAGAUUGCAGAGGCAUAUGAAACAUUAUCAGAUGACAAGCGGAGACAGGAGUACGAUCAGAUGAGGAGCAGUCCUUUCUCCAGAGAGGGCACGAGAGAAGGUGGCGACCACUUCCAUCAACAUUUCAACUUCAACUUCGACGAUUUAUUCACAGACUUUGACAUCUUUGGACACAACCCUCACUUGCACAGUGAAAGACAUUUUGAGAAACACUUUCAGGCUCACGAAGAAGCCAGUACCAGACACAGGAGGCACUUCCAGAACUCUUUCGGUGGUGGUAUUUUUGACGACAUGUUUGAAGACAUGGAAAGGAUGUUUUCUUUUGAUGGACACCAAACUCGGACACAGAGCAGGUUUCAUGGUUCUGGCAGACAGCAAUGCAGGACUGUCACACAGCGAAGGGGCAACAUGGUCAAUACAUACACCGACUGCUCCUGAACCGUGCGCACGUGGAAAUGUCUUUUCGGUUGUGCUUGUUGAAAUUUAAAUGAAUGCUGUUUUGCUUUGUUUUGAAUCAGUGUUAAUGACCUCUAGAAAGUAUUCUGGAACCUAAAUCUGACUUUUAAGGGAAAGUUCACCCAAAAGUGUACUCACCCUCAUGUUGUUCCAAACCCACAGUACUUUUAUCUUUCGUGAAACUCAACAUGAGGGUUAGUAAAUGAUAACAUAACUUACAUUUUUACAUGAACUAUCCCUUUAAUAAUACAUACUUAACUUCAUCCGCAACAUUGGGCAAAAUAAAAAUAAACCCCCCCCAGCAUUGACACUUCUCACUUAUUUUACUGUGAACAUAAAAACCUGAGGUUGAAAUGGCACUUUAGUCUGGUUGUCAAUUAUUUAUAAACUCAUAUUAAGUCAUUAUUAAGUCUUUAAGUCAGGAUUUAGGAUCCUUCACUUUAAAUUAAAAACAUUGUUUGUUUUCAGGGCAAAUGGGGUUUCACAUUUGUUUACAUCUGAGACCAUGAAGUGCCAUUGCAUGGCUCAUUUGCCUUUUUCAGCCUGCUUUUAGGUUAUAUUAUAAGAUCCUGGAGUCUUUAACCUGUCUGAGAAAUGUACUUGUUCACAUUCAAAGUGUCUUAAAGUCAAGAAAGUGAAGUUCCCCUUCAAAAUUUGUGUAAAUGGCUGGUUUGCCUGAGUUAUUGCAUUAUGUUGCACAAUAUUGAAAAAGAUCGAAACUCUUGUAAUUGCUAUUUUUGUUUACGGUACUGUAUUUAAAAUGCACAUUACACAAUUUGUAUAUCUUCCAUCUCAGCUAACAUGACACUUGAGCAAGCUGUGGCUCUUAUGAUGGGGAAAACCCCUAUGUGCAAUAUUUAUUACAAUCUCCUUGCUGUUUGGGAAUCCUGUUAGCUGUAGGGCUUUUCUAGAAUAAAAGUCAACGGUAUAGGAUCAAAGGAAAUGGCAUACUGUAAACCGGUUGCUUUUUUUUUUUUUUUUUUUUUUUUUUUUUUUCAGGUAUAAUGUAACAUUUCCAUGUCAUUUUCUAUGAUGAUUUUGAGGCAAUUGCCUGGGGCACUUUGGUAAAUUACACCAGAAAGCAAUGUUAAAUAAUUAAUUUUCAUAGAUUAUGUAAAUUAAGGGGUGAUCAAACAUAUUCUGCACUCCCGAUAGUUCAAGGUUGUACUUAUUUUGGCUGUCCAAAGAUUUGAUUGUAAGAAGUAGGUGGGCAUUUCUGACAAUCUGUUUUCAAAUCUGUCACAGAGAACCAUAUACUUUUAUUUCUGUGCCAUUUUUUUUUUACAACAAUUUACAGCAAUUACCUCUAGAGGUAGACCGAUAUAUCGGUUUCACUGAUUAAUCGUUGCCGAUAGUUGCUUUUUUGGAACAAUCAGUUAUCGUCAAAAAUCUAUGCCGAUAGACAGUUGCAGAUAGUUCUCUAGUAUGGAUUUGAUGUAUCUAAAUCCAUAAUCAUUUAAAAAAUCAGCCGAUUAAUCGGUUAUCGGCCUUUUCAAUGACCUUAGUUAUCGGUAUCAGCAAAAUCCACUAUCGGUUGACCUCUAAUUAUCUCACAUUAAAGCUCUUUGAAUGGCAUGCAAUAUUAGAACAAGCACCUUGUGUAGUUAAUGUGUCUUAUAUUUUUCCUAAUGAACGUAAUGUGUGAGUGUGUGUGCUUUUUACCAUUCUCAUGGGUGUGUAAAUGGUCUCUACUGUUUAAUUUUCAUAAAAGCUGCAUUGUAUUAAAAUAAAUGCUUUUCUUAUU
Messenger RNA from Myxocyprinus asiaticus (Chinese sucker), 2505 nucleotides. It is a transcript of the gene dnajb9b, whose product is annotated as DnaJ heat shock protein family (Hsp40) member B9b. Gene Ontology annotation, cellular component: endoplasmic reticulum. The record is from RefSeq and is a predicted model, not a curated record. The transcript has 3 exons. Lineage: Eukaryota; Metazoa; Chordata; Actinopteri; Cypriniformes; Catostomidae. Gene Ontology annotation, molecular function: misfolded protein binding; protein-folding chaperone binding. Bases 102 to 743 code for a protein of 213 amino acids.